Darwinula stevensoni is the source of this 825-nucleotide messenger RNA. NCBI's taxonomy places the organism in Eukaryota, Metazoa, Arthropoda, Ostracoda, Podocopida, Darwinulidae. The record is from the annotation of a GenBank genome assembly.
AUGAGGGCGUUCUUCGGGCUCUUUAAUGGAGGGGCAGUUCUGACGAGGACCCCCGGACCGAGGAGAAACGCUUCAUAUGGCCCGUUGGUUAAGGCAAUUGUAUCCCGUGUUGGAGUAGCAGACAGCCGAUAUCCGGGAGGCAGGGCAAGGGUGGCCUUCUCUUGGCAUUGGCUCCAGAUCCACUUGUUCCAGCGGCUCCACGGAACGCUUUCCCAGCCUGCAACCCAGCUCCGCGGGCUUCUCACCCUAUCAGAGCCAAUUUGGUGGAGUGCUGUUCCCCUGAGGGAUCGGACUGAGGUUCUCCUCGACAUAAAGUCCCUUUAUGUCGAGGAGAACCUACUUUCUCUGGGAAAGCGGCGAAUUUGGCGAGAGAUUCCACCUGCCCAGUCCUCCGUUACAUCCCGUAUGACGCUCUUCGUUUCUUGGAUAGCUCUCGGUCAUGGAGCCACCAUCAGGAAACUUUCUCGCAAUAGGAAACAUCUAAUGCCCGAGAAAGGGAAAGCAGUAGGGAAACAUCCAGGUGUCAAUGGAGACACCAGAAUUCUAGAAGUUUGCAUGGUGUUCACCAGUUCUGCUUGCAGACACCACAUCUGCCACUACAUCGCCAUGGGUCUCGGAACUUCCACACUCCUUAGCAACCUUACUCUUAGCAACCAACUCCAACCUUAGGAAUGAAGAGGAUUUACCUAUAGUCGUGGAGACACUUCAUCGAUGAAGGCUGUUAUGUUAAUGAGAAUUUUGUGAAACUUAUAUUCGUGUUGUUGACGUCUCUAACUCCCUGCUUCACUACUUUUUUUUUAAGCACACUUUCACGGUCGCCGGAUC